AUGGGCGUAGUGGGUUUGGGUGGCGAAUACAAUCGUCCCGAUUCGGGGAAUUCAGAAUACGGCUUCCGACCGAAACUGGAAUUACCUUGCCACAAAGCGAUUUUAAGCGCGCGAUCGCCUUUCUUUCGUAAUCUCAUAGCUAGACGAACACGUAAUAUGGAUGCUGAAUAUGCAGAGCGUGCUCUGCAUGUGCCGACGCGUAUUGUGUUGGAUGAAACCGUGAUACCAAAACGUUAUGCUCGUGUUCUUUUACAUGCCAUUUACUUGGAUACCGUAGACUUAACAUUAAUUUUAAGGGGAGCAAAUUCGGGAACAGCAGCGGCUGGUUCGCUGGGUGAAGUUCAUGCCUUGACGGCGGGUCGAACACGACCAACACCGCUCGAGGAAGCCAUGGAACUAUAUCAAAUUGGUAGAUUUUUAGAAUUGGAUAUUUUAGCACAAGGUUGCGAGGAUCUCAUAUUGGAGUGGCUGACCUUAGACACUCUGCCAACGGUGCUCAAGUGGGGGAGUCAGCCCCACGGUUCUGCGUGGGUUUUCCGCCAAGCUUGCCAAUAUUUACGCGAAGAAUUCUCUGCAGUCAUCUCAUCACCUGUUUUGCAUCAACUCGAUAAAUCGCAACUUAUACACGUUUUGCAAUCGAAUUUUUUACAAGCUUCCGAAUUGGAAGUUCUACAGGCUGUACUCAAAUGGGGAGAACAGGAGCUCAUACGGCGCAUGGAAGAUCGAGAACCGAAUCUUUUAUCGCACACUGCCCAUUCGGUAACAAGAAAAGGUGUCAAGAAACGCGAUCUAAGUGAUGUGGAACUAAGAGAAAUACUCUCAGACCUUUUGCCAUUAGUGAGAAUGGAUCAUGUCUUACCGCCUAAUAGUGAAGUUUUGGCCCAGGCAAUACGCCGUGGCCUAGUGAGUACACCGCCCUCGCAUAUGAUUGGCGAUGAACGUGAGAAUUUACGUAUCAAUGCUUGGAUUAGGGGAGGAAAAAAUCAAGGUCUAUUUGUGAGGCCUCGCCUAUUUAUGCCAUACUUUGAAGAGGUUAAGGCAUUGUUAGAAGAUCGCAUGACUUCAUCACAUCAUCAAGCUGAGCUAAUGAGAAUGCGUCGUUCUCGACAAAUGCCCGACAUACCCGAUACUUUGUAUAUGGUUUCUAGAAUGAAUGCCGCCUCGAAUAGUGGUGUAGGUAAUACGGGUGUGGGCUCUGGUACCGAUACUGUAGAUAUCUUAGCUGCUGCCGCUGCUAUACCCCCACCCGAUACACAAACCUUGGCUGCUAUGCUGAAGCGCGAACACAAACUGCGGCAAUCACCCAUGUGCCAGAGGGCUUUACAUCUGCCUCUUUCGUCCAAACAUGAAAUCGAUAGACAAAUACGUCUGCGUGUGGUAAGAGAGUUUAAUCUACCCGAUGCUGUGUCGGAUCUACUAGAGACAUCACUACUUAGCAAUACCCGCAAUGUUCAAGAUGAAGUACAAAAUAUGGCCGACUCCACGACCACGGUGCAGUCCGUCGACGACUGUUGUCUGCUAGAGGAUGAUGAUCAAUCGCCACCACCCUCACCGGCAGCAGCCUCGGCCGGUUCAGUGCCUAGACACUCGGCCAUGGGUGCUAGUUAUCUAUCGUCUUCGGUGGGCUCGAAUGCGGGCUCAACAUCAUGUGGUGCUGCUUCAACAUCGGCGGCCGAUGGUCUGCCUGCCUGUUAUACCAGAAAUUUAACAUUCCCCCGUCAACAUGCCGCCGGUUUGUUGGGUUUAGGUUUUGGUUCUGGCGUGGGCAUGGGCUCGGGACUGCCUCAUAAUUUUGCUAGACUUUCGGCGUCAGCACAUCAUCGCAAUGAUUUGCCCGCCCUUAUAACCGAAGGUGAUUAUCGGGGUUUUGCUCAUGGCAGUGCUUUAGGGCUGGAUAUGGGCGGUGCUGAGGGUGGUGCUAUGGGUUGUUCGGAUGGCCCUAAUGCUGGUCAUUUAUCAGAUAUGAUGCCUGAUGUUGCUAUGGCCACGGCUUCGUUGGGACAGCUACAUUUAGCGAAUGCUAGUAGUUCUGCUAGUAGUACGAAUGAUAUGCCUGAGUCUUUGCAAUUGGAUUUGGGUGAUGGUUCGAGUCAUAUGAUGGGUGCUGGCGGAGGAGGUGGGGGAGGAGCCGCAGCGGGACCAAUGGGAGGUUUGCGGGGAUUACAGCAUCAAUUACCUCCUAAUAAUUAUCAUCAUUUUAUGCAACGUUCAAAUUCACCCUUUGAUGUACUGCGUCAGGGACAACAUUCACCGGCACCUGCAGCACAACAACAUCCACCACCUGGGACGUACAAUACAGGACCACCACGUUUCUUAUAGAGUUUGCGUGUGGCCCCCGAUGAGGGCCUUUAUUUUAGCAUGCCCUUUUAAUUAAAACAACAAAACCAACCUACAAAAAAGUGAACAAAAAACUAAAACCAGCACAAAAAACCAAAAAAAAAAAAAUA
Messenger RNA from Lucilia sericata (common green bottle fly), 2447 nucleotides. RefSeq names its product BTB/POZ domain-containing protein 7-like. The record is from RefSeq and is a predicted model, not a curated record. The annotation marks the transcript as partial. The transcript has 3 exons. Lineage: Eukaryota; Metazoa; Arthropoda; Insecta; Diptera; Calliphoridae. Gene Ontology annotation, molecular function: protein binding. Gene Ontology annotation, biological process: morphogenesis of a branching epithelium.